Molecule: messenger RNA, 642 nt
Organism: Nicrophorus vespilloides
Lineage: Eukaryota; Metazoa; Arthropoda; Insecta; Coleoptera; Silphidae
Exons: 3
Coding region: 314-616 (100 amino acids)
Source: RefSeq, a predicted model, not a curated record
GCCCGCCAAAUUCAAAAUACCUCAGCUUAUGUAACCAACGUAGCAGCAAAGCAAAGUUAUAGUAUUUGGUUGCGAUGGAAAUUUGAUGGGAUAUAGUUAUUAAAAUUUUGCAUACGGUAACACAGACUGGCACGGCUUUUAUAUAAAUGGGAUUCGCAUUUGGCAUGUAUCAUUUGCAUUAAAGCAAGCUGCACGCAACGAAAAAGUCAACGUUUUGUCGAUCAGAGAGCACCCCAAUGCCAAAUUCAGACGUCGCGACGUCGCUGCUGGGAGCUGCUUGGAACUUUGGACACGCGUAAAUUCGAAAACCGAAAUGGAUCAAAACACAUUCGACGAAAGGACAUUUGCAGGAAUCCUUAAGACUAUUCUGCUGUUUUUAGAAAAUUACAAUUUCGCGGAGACGUCGCAAUGCUUUGCGAAUGAGAUCAAAACAAGAUGCAAGAAUCAGGAGUUCGAUGAUAUCGUUCCGAGGACUUUGGUCUUGAAGCGACUGUCCGGGGAGCUGGACAAGAUCGUCGUCACCGUCACCGAUAGCAACGAGGAGAAGACACUCAAGGUGCACAGACUUUGUGACGUCUGUUCCAAGGAUAAGAAAGUCUCGAAUGUGGAAGGUUAAUUCUUGCACAUUUUUUUUUCCCGGCU